Dromaius novaehollandiae (emu) is the source of this 564-nucleotide messenger RNA. RefSeq names its product glycine cleavage system protein H (gene GCSH). Bases 38 to 532 code for a protein of 164 amino acids. Gene Ontology annotation, cellular component: mitochondrion; glycine cleavage complex; cytoplasm. NCBI's taxonomy places the organism in Eukaryota, Metazoa, Chordata, Aves, Casuariiformes, Dromaiidae. The transcript is spliced from 5 exons. Gene Ontology annotation, biological process: protein lipoylation; glycine decarboxylation via glycine cleavage system. The record is from RefSeq and is a predicted model, not a curated record.
GCGCCGCCUCCGCCUCCGCCCCGCCCCGCCGGCCAAGAUGGCGUGGCGAGUGCUGCGGCGGGUCGGGCCCGCCUUGGCGCCGCGCCUCUGGCCGCCCGCGCCGCGGCUGCAGGUGCCCGCGGCCCGGAGGCUGGCGACCAGCUCGCUGGUGCUGUCGGCCCGCAAAUUCACAGACAAGCACGAGUGGAUAUCAGUUGAAAAUGGUAUUGGAACAGUAGGAAUCAGCAAUUUUGCACAGGAAGCAUUAGGAGAUGUUGUUUAUUGUAGUCUUCCAGAAGUUGGGACCAAGUUGAAUAAAGAUGAUGAGUUUGGAGCCCUGGAAAGUGUGAAAGCUGCUAGCGAACUCUAUUCUCCUCUCACUGGAGAAGUGACUGAAAUCAAUGCUGCCCUUGCAGAAAAUCCAGGGCUCGUCAAUAAAUCUUGUUAUCAAGAUGGUUGGCUUAUCAAGAUGACUGUGGAAAACCCCACUGAACUUGAUGAACUGAUGAAUGAAGAUGCCUAUGAAAAAUACAUAAAAUCCAUUGAAGACUGAGCUGGAAUUCUGAAAUAAACCCGUAUAAAAUA